UGCACUAGGUGAAUAGUCGCGGCCAAGUGAGGAUGGUAGGCGUCUGUUUGAUGGUUUAAAUACAUUACGAAUUCCUCUUCUUAUAAAAGCAGGAAACCCACAGAACUAAUACAGCCAAAUAUUAUGGCAACGUCUUCCAAGAAGAUUACGUACACAAAUGAGUUUAAGUUAAAGGUCUUGGAUUACUAUUUCAAAAAUGGAGGUGAUGAAAACUUUGGACUUAAGAAGAAAACGGCAGGUCUUUUCAAUAUUGACAAGAAAACUGUUAACCGAAUGCUUAACAACCCUGAUAUGGUGAAAAGGGCACGGAAACUUUUGUCCAAAAAAGUUCCUGUGAGUGCCAAAGGAGUUGGUGGUGCUCGUCAUGGAGGUGCCAAGGCCACUUCUAAAACCACUAAAGCAAGUGGCAGUAAAGGUGGCAUACCUGGUGGUAAACUUGGCACAGCUAGUACUUCAGGCAAAAUAACAGGCUCCAGUCACACUAGUGCCUCAAAUACCAGCAGCAGCAAUUUAAAAGCACCUACCUCAUCUUCUAUCAGUACAAAACAUGUGGGUAGCAGUAACAGCAGCAGCCAAAGUGGCAGUACCAGUACACACACUUCUACCAAGACUAACACAUCAAAAAUAAAAUACACAGGGCAGGAUAUUAAUACUGGGGUCCAAGUGUUUGAUCUCCCAGAAGACCCAGAUUACUCUUUACUCAAGCGUUCUAUCAAUGCCUCUGCCAAUGGUGUAGCUAACAUAGCCAGACUGCUUGUUUCAGCAACAGAAGAGGUGCGAAACAUCAUCCUCAAGGAGUGUGACAUGAUCCUAGAAUGCAAAGUUUGUCACAAUCUUUUCCGGUCAGUGGUAAACUUUUUAGCACACAAGAGAAUAUACUGCCAAGAAGAGUAUGCUGAUGUUAGAACACUAUUUCACAAAGAUAAUGUACAAGGUAUCACCAGCCAGUCCAAUACAGUGGUUGUUGAGCCAGAGCCUCCUCCUGAUGUACAUCCUCAUCCUUCUACCUCAUCUGCCUCUGUCACAAUGAAAAAGCCUGCAAGAACUGCUAUGCAGGGAAGUUCGAGGAUUGAUUCAAUAGCUACAAAAUUAGCCAACAGAAGGAAACAGCACAGUGUCUCUCAUGCCUCCCAUAUAGGAUCAUCACAAUAUUAUGAACGCUUGUCUCAUGUGAAUAGUAAACGAGAUAAACUAAGCCGGGAUUGCUCAGUUGUGUUAGAGGAUAUAGGUGGUGUUGCAAAUGCACGGUAUCAAACUUAUUUGUCACCAAGCACCCCUGCCCCCACUGUGUCCAUGAACACCAUUCUUGAUGAGGUGUCACAGCGUUCAAGUGGACUCACAGUUGCAAUCAAUGAACAUGGAGAGAUUAUGAAAACAGCUCCGGGCAAUGUAAUUGCAAUGGAUGUAGAGCCACCAACAUCUAGUUCAGAAAUAUCGAAGGAACUUGUCUGUCGCACGUGCAAUACAAGAUUUGCAACUCAGAAGACCUUAAGUGUUCAUCAACGCUCACAUCAUGGGUUUGAACGAUGCAUAUAUUGCUGUCCCAUUUGCAAGACAACUUUCCUCAGUAUGUGGGCUGUUGUUAAACAUUUACAAAAAUAUCAUAAGAAAUCAAAAAAUCAGACUGAACGGUUGCGCAAAGUAAUAAAGAAGAAUGCUUUCAAGAAAAUGGUGUACCAUAGUGAAGAUAUCCAUGGGGAAUACCAUGAGAUGACCACUGAUAAAGUGAAGAAGGAAAAUUUUCAAGAGGAGGAUCAGGAAGUGGAGGAUGAAGAAGAGGUUGAUGUAGAAGUUGAAGCUAGAACACAUGCUCAACUUACUAAAAAAGAUGUUGCAAGUCCACUUAAGAGUACAUUCAUUGCAAGCCCAAGAAAAUGUACACCUACUAAAUCUAUUCUGAAGGGGUGGAGGUCCAAAGAGGGGGUGCGUUGGAUGUGUAAUGUGUGUCAGAAGAUGUUCAUAACAAGAGCUGCAAGUUUAGCUCAUGUGGCAACACACAUUAUCUGCAACUUUGAGCCCAAGGCUGUAUUAGUCAACAUAGAAUCUGGGACGCAUGUAAGAGACCAAAGAAGCAGUUCGGGAGACUCCGACAGAAAUCAGAGCCUUGAGACAAGUGACAAUGAGUCAGAUGAAAUGGAAGAGGAAAAUGAAGAUCAGUUUGAAGAGGAUCAGGAAGAGGUUUUGAAAGAAAUAGUCAUUAAAGGACAAGAAAUAAAAAACAAAAGAAAAAACCAAAAAACUGUGCAGAGAUUUGUGGUGGAUGACUCCGUAUCAAAAAUGGCUGAAAAAUAUACUGAUAAUGGUAGUUUUGAAAGUUAUAGUGAUUCUGUGAAAAGUGAACAAAGUGAAAGCCAGUGUGAAGUUACUCUGAAUGAAAUUCCCAAAUGGGGUGUGAAAAUUAGUGUUAGCCCAGCAUCUCAGAGGGAAAAAGAAAGCUUUAAACCUUCAUCCAGUUUUAUAGGUGAUGAUGUGAAAAUAGGUGUUGCUUCAAAUUUUUUGAAUAUUAGAAAUGUGCCCCAAUUUCCUAUGGAUACUCAGGCUUCUGUAGCUGAUAUAUCAGAUAGUCUUGAACAUCAUUAUUGUGGUGGUUUAAAAAGCUCAAAAGAAGAAACACCAGUGAAUAAGUUGACAAAAAAUCAAGUAGCAACCCCAACUCGUGUAGGCCUACCAGAAGGAAAUAUCCUCAGUUCAGAAGAUAUGGAUGGAGCUUUAGAGUGCUUGUUAAAGCCAUCACUUGAUUUUUUACCUGCAAUAAAAUCCAGUUGGGAAUCUCAGUCAGAGGAAGAUGUGCACAAAGAAGCAACAAAACUUGGCUUAUUUGAAGAGGAUUGGAGUAGAAGUGGCACUCCCUCUGAGUCAGAGGGUGGGAAGGAGGAACUAGAAUCACUCUCUGUAGUCAUGACCCCAGAACAGAGUUCUAAAGAUAGUGAAUCAUAUAAUGAAAAUGAGGAAAUUGAAUCAGAAAUUAUGACUUCAGAACAAAUGGAUAUAGAUGAAGAGUCAGAAGAGAAGAUUGAAAGUAAUGCCACACAUGAUGUAAAAUAUUUGUCUGUUGCUGAUAAAGAGGCAGAGAGUCUACUUAAGAAGUUGCCUUUACAUCAGAAACCAUGUGAGAGGGAUUCUAAUUUCUUAGAUGAUAUUCAAGAGAAGGAAUUGAAAGUUUCAUAUAAUAGUGCUUCUCCCAUGCUACACUCUACCAAAGAACCAAAGGACAUAAAAGAGGCAGAAAAAGAGGUUGGCCAAAGGGGAGAAAAGAGAAAAAUGGAAGGUAACAAGAAUUUAAUGGCUGAUAUGGUGGGAGGUGAUAUAUUAAAUAAAGUCUUUGGAGUGAAGGAAGAAAUGAUAAAAGAAGAAGUAAUUAUAAAAGAAGAAGUAAUUAUAUCAAUGAAUGAAGGAAUUGUAGUCAAAGAAGAUGUAAGCUGUCAAGAGUUAAGAGUGAAAGAAGAAAAUGCAGAAAAAGAAUUUACAGAUGAUUCUGUAAGGGAUAAACUGAGAGAAAAGUACAUUUCCAUAAAAGACUUUAGUCCUGUACAUUGUGAAAACAAACCAGUUAACAGAGAACACAGGCACCUUCAUAGAGGGGGCAUUUUCACAUCAAAAUCAUCAUCUACAGCUGAAAAAUGUGAAAAUUUAAAGAAUUAUUUACCAUUGGAAAUAAAUGAGAAAAAGGUGAAUACUUGUCAGACUGGUAAUGAAAAGGAAUAUCAGUCCUUAGCUUUAAAUGAAGAAAAUAUUUCAUUAAAAUCUGUAGCGCAGUCCACGGAUGUGUUGCUCCAAACCAAAAGGACUGUAGACUCAAAAUCUGUUGACAAAUACCCAGUCUUGAUGCAUGAUGCUGAAAGCUCUGAUUAUCUUGUUACCAAUUCUCAAAUUAAUACAGACAAAGAUGCAGAAGCCUCUGUUUUAGGCUUAGAAGUAAAGUCAUCUGCAGAUAAUUUAACCACACUUGGAAAUUAUAAAGCUCCUAUAGAUAAAUUAGGAAAUGUGUCAGAAUCAAAACUUUCUUCAACACCUUUAAUCCAGUCAAAAUCUUAUGCAACCUUUUUAUCCAGGCCAAAAACGUAUGCAUCUCAUACAAUUAAACUGAAAACUAGUGGAAUAUCUGCAGCUCAACCUAAAACAUUAGAUUCUGUAAACCAAUCAGACACAUCACCCUCCAGCAUAACUCAACCAGGAAUUUUGUCUGUACCCAAAUCAGGAAUAGCUUCAGGAUUUGUAACACAGUCAAGUUCAUCUGUAGCUUCCAAAAACCAAUCUACAGCUUUAGAAACAGUAUUGGAUUUACAGUUGCCACAUAUUUCAACAACUGCAGUAAUACUACCCAUAACUCAUGUACCUAAAGAAACUUAUCCAAAAACUGUGGCAUUAGUCAAGACUUCAUCACUAUUGAAAACUGAAAGUGCUUUAUGUACAGUUUCACCAGCUGUACAAGAUGUUUCUUCAGCUGCCAUAGUUUCAUCAGAGAUCAUACCAACAUUAUCUAGACAAAAAACUGCCAUCAAUGUAAUUUCACAUCCAAGUUCUGCUCCUUUAAGUCAUACUGUGGCUUUUGGAAUUCAAGGACUAGUUUCACAUACUCAGCAAGACAAUCCUUUAACCUCUGUGUCCCAGCAUCAGAGCUCUGUUAUUUCCCAGCCCUCUAUGAAGGACACCAAGAUUUCUAUGGCUUCAAUGUCUUCAGCAUAUAUCAGUAUUUCUGAUACUUCUUUAAAUGAACAUAAAAGCACCGUAGCAGUGGUUAGUCACUCAAAAACUGUUAAUGCCACUGUAACGCAGCACAAAACAAGUGCACCAACAGUGUCCCCACCACAAGUUGCCACUACCACUUUAACAAAAUCCCAAGCUAUCACUGCAUCUGUGACAAAGGCCAGAACUACCUUGCCUAAAACUACUGCCUCUUUAAGUCAGUUAAGAACAACCACUACAUCUGUGCCCCAGCCAAAAACUCUUACUACAUCCAUUUUACAUGUUAGAACUGGUGCACCUGUUCCCCAGCUUAGAACUACUACAGCUGCUUUUGUGACCCAACCUACAACUACUGCUUCCAUUAUAUCUGAUAACCAACUUCUAGGUACCACAUCAGUGACUCAACCUAGAACUACUGCUUCCAAUACAUGUGAUAACCAAUUUAUAACUACCACAUCUGUGACUCAACCCAGAACUGCUGCUUCCAAAACAUCUGAUACCCAACUUGUAACUACCACAUCUGUGACUCAACCUGGAAAUAUUGCUUCCAGUGUAUCUGAUACCCAACUUAAAACUACCUUAUCUGUGACUCAACCUAGAACUACCAAUGCAUCUGUGACCUUGCCAACAACUACUGUAUCUGUCACUGAGGCUCAAACCACUGCAUCCAUUACCCAGUCUGCAACAACUACUUCUAAGACCCAGCCUAGAACUACUACUAGUUCUGAGACCCAACCGAGAACUACUACUAGUUCUGAGACCCAACCCAGAACUACUACUAGUUUUGAGACCCAACCCAGAACUACUACUAGCUCUGAGACCCAACCCAGAACUACUACUAGCUCUGAGACCCAACCCAGAAAAACUACUAGCUCUGAGACCCAACCCAGAACUACUACUAGCACUGAAACCCAGCCCAGAACUAUUACUACUAGCUCUGAGACCCAACCCAGAACUACUACUAGCUCUGAGACCCAACCCAGAAAAACUACUAGCUCUGAGACCCAACCCAGAACUACUACUAGCUCUGAAACCCAGCCCAGAACUAUUACUACUAGCUCUGAGACCCAGCCCAGAACUAUUACUACUAGCUCUGAGACCCAGCCCAGAACUAUUACUACUACUAGCUGAGACCCA
Messenger RNA from Homarus americanus (American lobster), 5823 nucleotides. RefSeq lists its product as uncharacterized. Bases 124 to 5817 code for a protein of 1897 amino acids. The transcript is spliced from 12 exons. The record is from RefSeq and is a predicted model, not a curated record. NCBI's taxonomy places the organism in Eukaryota, Metazoa, Arthropoda, Malacostraca, Decapoda, Nephropidae.